Molecule: messenger RNA, 1469 nt
Organism: Sebastes umbrosus (honeycomb rockfish)
Lineage: Eukaryota; Metazoa; Chordata; Actinopteri; Perciformes; Sebastidae
Product: putative gustatory receptor clone PTE03
Exons: 1
Coding region: 430-1371 (313 amino acids)
Biological process (GO): G protein-coupled receptor signaling pathway
Cellular component (GO): membrane
Molecular function (GO): olfactory receptor activity; G protein-coupled receptor activity
Source: RefSeq, a predicted model, not a curated record
UGUUGUGGAGAUAAGUACGCUAUUUAAACUUCCCAUUUUGUCAUUAAUAUUCUGCAAACGGGGCUAUUUUGAAACCACAUUGCAUGAUAAACAUGUUUCUCUCAUGAUGUCAGUUUGGUUUCAACAAUUGCACCAGCUGACACACUGUGCUCUCUAACCUCAUGAGUCAUGCGAAUGUGUUUACACUAAAUGCCAAUAAAAGACAGAGUCUUUUCCAUUGCGCCGUACAUUGCAGGUGAGGAUAAGUUAUACUUCCACAGGUAUGAAACCAGAGGUACAUUUGAAUCAAUGCAUAGCACUUAAUUCAAAUUGCUUGUUAAUAAAAACAUUUCUUUCAGGUGAGGAUCCUUCAUCCGUUGACUUGAGUACUGAGGAACAUAUUUUUUUUCUCAACAGGGGAGGCCACAGCAUAAUAUCGACGGUAUAAUUAUGUAUACAAAUGCAUCUUCUAGGGAAUUACUAACAAUGGUAUCAUUGGACUUAACUGCUACUCAAAUGUAUCCAGCGUUUGUAUUUGGCACACUCACCUAUCUAAUCAUUAUGUUUUGCAACUUGUUGGUAUUAACAACUAUUGCUGUGAGUAAAAAGCUACACAAGCCCAUGUUUAUCCUGCUGUUCAACUUGCCCAUUAGUGACAUGGUGGGUGCUACAGCUUUUUUUCCUCAGCUUCUUUACAGCAUUGUGACACAGAACAGACUGAUUUCCCAUCCUGCAUGUAUUACUCAGGCUUUUCUGAUUCAUUUUUAUGCUACAGGAAACUUGCUGAUCUUGAGUGCCAUGGCAUAUGACAGAUAUAUUGCUAUAUGUUGUCCUUUGAGGUAUAAUGCUAUCAUGAGUCCACAUAAUUUAAUCAAAAUUAUCAUUUUAAUAUGGUUUCUAAAUUUCUCAUUGAUGUUUACAUUGUUUAUGCUGACUGCACGGUUUAAACUUUGCAGGACGAAUAUAGUGGAUUUGUACUGUAACAAUCCGUCAUUAUUGAAACUGGUCUGUGAGGACACCAGAGUCAACAACUACUAUGGGAUGAUUUGUAUAGUCUUAAUCCAUGGGGGACCACUGGCAAUAAUAAUAUACACAUAUGCACAGAUUUUGCGCACAUGUGUCAUGACUAAUAAUACAGAUGCCCGGAGAAAAGCUAUUCAGACAUGUGGUACACAUUUAGUUGUUUUCUUAAUCUAUCAAAUUAAUGUCAGCUUUACACUCAUUGCUCAUCGCAUUGAGAAUUCAUCCACGUACUUAAGAAGGGCUCUCGGUGUGUCAAUUUUAAUAUUUCCCCCUUUUCUGGACCCGAUUAUAUAUGGACUGAAAACAACAGAACUCAAGCAGAGCAUGAUAACGUUCCUAAAAAGAAAUGUAGGUUCAACAAAGCUGUAACCAGUUUUGGCUUUCAUAUGAAAUAUUUUACAUUCAGCAUGAACUAAUGUUGACUUCAAAUCCAGCAUAAUUCAGUAAGAAUAAUCUGCAUACAAAAA